This is a messenger RNA of Postia placenta MAD-698-R-SB12, 975 nucleotides long. RefSeq lists its product as hypothetical. Gene Ontology annotation, cellular component: P-body. The record is from RefSeq and is a predicted model, not a curated record. Gene Ontology annotation, molecular function: hydrolase activity. The annotation marks the transcript as partial. The transcript is spliced from 6 exons. Lineage: Eukaryota; Fungi; Basidiomycota; Agaricomycetes; Polyporales; Adustoporiaceae.
CUCACAAAGAACGACGAUGGCCCCCCGGGCCCCGACUCGCCGUACAUCUAUGGACUCUACCGCCACUUGACUCGUGAUUUAGGCUGGGAUGUCCGUGUUGUCAUACCCAGCUCCCAGAAAUCCUGGAUAGAGACCUUGCAUUACUGUUCAGACGGAUCUGGAGAAACGUCUGAAUUCUCGAGAUCUUUAAAGGAAGGGGAACUUGCAGAGUGGAUCUUACUGGACGGUACCCCUGCGACGUGUGCAAAUAUCGCACUUCAUAACCUUUACCACGGGGAAAUCGAUCUUUUGAUAUCCGGACCUAAUCUUGGACGUAAUAGCUCAGCGGCGUUCGCCCUUUCAUCUGGGACGAUUGGUGCCGCACUGUCAUCCGCACUGUCUCGUGUUCGCUCUAUCGCCCUAUCCUACGGAACGGUCCUUCACCCCACGCCAACGACAUUGCAUGAGCCCGCCCAUCAACUCGGUGCCCGCAUUAUCCAGCACCUCUGGAAGAACUGGGGUGCCGAUGAGGGCGGUAUACGUGAUGGCGAGAUCGACCUGUACAACCUUAACAUACCCAUGAUCGAAGGACUCCUCAGCGAAGAAGGCCUGAAGAUAUGCUGGACACACAUCUGGCGCAACUCAUACGGUCGCCUGUUCAAAGCGAACAGCCCGCGCGAGGCUGCCGUUGCCGCAGCCAAUCUGUCCUCUGCGGGCCCUGACUCGCCCUCUGAAGACCCUGCUGGUUCGAAGACAAGCGCUGCCGACAAGCAGGUUACGCCCAGGGACGUAGCAAAGCUAUCCUUCCGCUGGGGUCCUGACAUGUCAGGAAUCAUCAACCCAAUUACUUCUCCUAUUGGGUCAGACGGCUGGGCAAUAGCCCAGGGAUGGGUCAGUGUGACGCCCAUACGUGCGAGUUUUGCCGAGCCGUCUGCAGUGCAGCCUGCUCAAUCGGCCGCAGACGUGGAAGCCAAACUGUGGAAAGUGAAGUUGUAG